Molecule: messenger RNA, 318 nt
Organism: Trichophyton benhamiae CBS 112371
Lineage: Eukaryota; Fungi; Ascomycota; Eurotiomycetes; Onygenales; Arthrodermataceae
Exons: 1
Coding region: 1-318 (105 amino acids)
Source: RefSeq, a predicted model, not a curated record
AUGCUGCUGCUGCUGCUGCUUGCAAACUUCUCCCCCAGCAACAGCAAAGGAGCACCAACCACCAGCAACCCCCCCUGGCCGUGUCGUGUCCUCGAGCCGACAAAGGCCUUUUCUUCCUCCUGCGUUCUCUUGUCCUGUGCUGUGCUGCUCUGCCUCUUUCUCCGACGUCAACCAUCCUCCUUGUCACUGUUCACUGUCACCCUCGCCUCAGCGCCAUCAUUGCUCUCCGAUCUAGACAGGCCCCGACAGCCUCUCCUGGAGAGAAAGUCCCCAUCAUCGGCUUCUUCUUCAUCUCUCUGCUCCCUCUGGCCGAAAUAA